UUGAUGAACAUCCACUCAAUUUCUAGUUCCUUUCCACUACAACAAGAGCUACUGCAAACAUUUUUGCACAUGUGGAUCCUAUCCUUCUUUUAUGAGCUCCUUGGGAUAUAGACUCCAACUGUCUAUGGUGGUAAUUCUGGAUCAAAGGUUAAGCACAGUUUUACACUCCUUUGGGCAGAGUUCCAAAUUUCUGCCUUUACUCUUUCUGAGGCAAUGUAGGGGGUACAGUCUUUGAUCUAAAAAAGAGUUUGGAUAUAAUAGAAGAGACAAGAUUUUUAAUUUUAAAAAAGUAACUAAAGACAUAAAGUUGGUAAGUGCCCAAUGAAUGGUAAGACAGGAACUGGUACCAUGGAUAUGCUAGAGCCAGCUCUAACCUGCUUUGGAACAGAUUGUUAAAUUUUCAGUGUCCACAUGUAUGCCUUGAAAAUUGGUAGUUGCUAUAAAUAAGGAAUUGGUUUAUUGUUUUGUUGAUUGCCUAGGUUUAAGAAAAUAUGAAUAAUUUGAAUUAAACUUCAAAACAUUUGUAUAUGUAUCCCCCAGCCUCCUCAGCCUAUAUUAAAUUUUUUUUAUCAGCACACAACUGUACUUAUCACUCUAUAAACAAGUGUGGGAAUCCAGGUUAUUGUUGUUUUUUUUCUUUUAAGCAAAAGGUAAGUUCAAUAGAAGUUUCUCUCUUGGAGUGGGGGGAAGAGUGGAGCUGUCAUUGGGAGUCCCAUUGUUCUAUUACAUAUACAGUUCAAGGAUAUAUCCUCCUUUCUUCCAGAGUAGAGCCAACAGGAUUAAAGUAUUUAGAAAAAAAAGUGAUUUUCCACUUUCUUCUCCAGAUCAUUUUACAGAUGAGGAAACUGAGGUAAACAGGGUUAGAAGACUUGCUCAGCAAAUGUCUAAUAUCAGAUUUGAGUCUUCCUGAUCCUAUCACUCUAUACACUGAGCUACCUAAUAUAGGGGGUAAAUUGACACAUAUUUUGGAGGGUAUAAUGAAUGCUUGGAUCAAUAUAUUUGGGAGAUAAAGCUAGAAAAGCAGAUCAGAAGUCCUUGAAUGCCAAUGUGGAGACUUUAUUUAUAGAUCCAGUUGGGAAUGCUCUCUGAAGUUGUGAUUCUUACUAAAUGGCCAUCUUUUUUUUCCUCUCCUUCUUGCCUUUUCUCCCCUGAUGGAACCUCUGCUCUUUGCCUGCUUCUUCCCUUUCUGACCCACCUCUGCUGCUGCAAAGUGAUUCUCUGCUUCCCCUGUGCCCACGCUGUCUGGGCCUGUGUUCGCACCUGUCCGACCGGAUGCACCUGCACUCAGGAGCGCAGCUGCUCCGUGUUAUGUGACAGGACGGGCCUCCUGCAGAUCCCCAGUGAGUUCCCUUGCGAGGCCUCCUUCAUCAACCUGGACAAGAAUGGCAUCAAAUUCCUGGCAGAGCGGGCCUUUGGGACCCUGCCCUCCCUCCGACACCUGUCCCUGAGUCACAACAAUAUUUCCUUCAUCACUCCAGGGGCCUUCAAGGGGCUGCCUAACCUAGUGGAGCUCAGGAUUGCCUACAAUGAGGACAUCCGCUACCUGCACACAAAGACUUUUGCUUCUCUCCGACGCCUGGUCAGGCUGGACGUGGCCGGCUGCAACCUGUUCAGCAUCCCUGACCGAAUCUUUGUGGACCUCCCUGCCUUGCAGGAGCUUUCCUGCUUCCAGAACCACUUCCGUCGGGUGCCCGGGGCUGUCAGGGGGAUGCAGAACCUGACCCAUCUCUACCUGGAACGAAAUUGGAUCGAGGCCAUUGCCUACAAUUCCCUGCAGGGCCUGGGCCGGCUGCACUCCCUGAGUCUGCAAGACAACAGGAUCAGCGUGGUGCAUGCAGGUGCAUUCCAGGACUGCCAGAGGAUGGAGUACCUCUACCUGAACGACAAUCUCCUCCACGGUCUCCCAGGGAGCUCCUUUGAGGGCCUGAGCCACCUAAAGAUGCUCAACCUUGGGGGCAACUCCCUGAGCCAAGUGUCCAGGGACUGGUUCCAGGACCUGGUGGAGCUGGAAGUACUCUACCUGGACAGGAACAGGAUACAGUCCAUCGAGGAAGGGGCCUUUGAGAACCUCACCAGCCUCGUGGCCCUGCACCUCAACAGCAAUAACCUCACCUCCUUGCCCUUCUCCAUCUUCCAGCCGGUCUACUUCCUGGGCCGUCUCUACUUGUUCCGGAACCCUUGGCACUGUGACUGCCAGUUGGAGUGGCUCAAGGAAUGGAUGGAGAGUUACGGACUCGUCCGGGACGUCACUUGUGCCUCCCCAUCCUCCGUGGCCAGCGGAGACCUGAGCUUGGUGGACUUCCGCCGGUCCCAGGAGGGGCUCUGCCUGGACCCCGAGGAGCUGAAUCUCACGGCCCCCAGCGAGGCCCCCUCGGAGGGGCCUCCCUCCGCCACGGAGAGCAGAUUCAGCAGCCUCAUCUCCAAGCUCCUGUCCCCAAGGGCUCCACUGGAGGACGUGGCCAAUGGCACCUUGGGCUUGGCCAACAGCUCGCUGCUGGAGAGCCUUUCCUCAGGCCUGGAGGGGAGGCUGGCAAGCAAGGCCUUGACGUUUUGGGCCUCUCUUCACCUAUUUCUAUGUGAUAUAGUGACAAGACUGAAUGUGGGAUGA
Molecule: messenger RNA, 2608 nt
Organism: Antechinus flavipes (yellow-footed antechinus)
Lineage: Eukaryota; Metazoa; Chordata; Mammalia; Dasyuromorphia; Dasyuridae
Gene: NYX
Product: nyctalopin
Exons: 1
Coding region: 1079-2608 (509 amino acids)
Cellular component (GO): plasma membrane
Molecular function (GO): protein binding
Source: RefSeq, a predicted model, not a curated record